This is a messenger RNA of Onychomys torridus (southern grasshopper mouse), 466 nucleotides long. RefSeq names its product histone H4. Gene Ontology annotation, molecular function: DNA binding; structural constituent of chromatin; protein heterodimerization activity. Bases 8 to 319 code for a protein of 103 amino acids. The record is from RefSeq and is a predicted model, not a curated record. NCBI's taxonomy places the organism in Eukaryota, Metazoa, Chordata, Mammalia, Rodentia, Cricetidae. Gene Ontology annotation, biological process: nucleosome assembly. The transcript has a single exon. Gene Ontology annotation, cellular component: nucleosome.
UUCAACCAUGUCUGGAAGAGGAAAGGGUGGAAAGGGCUUAGGCAAGGGGGGUGCCAAGCGCCACCGCAAGGUUCUGCGCGACAACAUCCAGGGCAUCACCAAGCCCGCCAUCCGCCGCCUGGCUCGACGUGGCGGCGUCAAGCGCAUCUCCGGCCUCAUCUACGAGGAGACCCGCGGGGUGCUGAAGGUGUUCCUGGAGAAUGUGAUCCGCGACGCCGUCACCUACACGGAGCACGCCAAGCGCAAGACCGUCACCGCCAUGGACGUGGUCUACGCGCUCAAGCGCCAGGGACGCACCCUGUACGGCUUCGGAGGCUAGACCCCCGUCACUGCUUCACCCCGCAUCCCUAACGGCCCUUUUUAGGGCCAACCACAGGCUCAUUAGGAGAGCUGGCACUCUUGGGUCUGCCCAAAUUACAGUCGAUCUAGGCUCGGUAAUGGUGAAUGCGCCUCAAAAUGGAGUCGC